Molecule: messenger RNA, 666 nt
Organism: Necator americanus (New World hookworm)
Lineage: Eukaryota; Metazoa; Nematoda; Chromadorea; Rhabditida; Ancylostomatidae
Exons: 3
Coding region: 1-666 (221 amino acids)
Source: RefSeq, a predicted model, not a curated record
AUGGGAUCUUUGGCAACAACCACUCGUUUCGUCACGCUGAACUGCAGAACAUUAUCGAGUGAACUCCAACAAAUCGCCCUGUCUAGGCUUCUGCGAUAUCUCUGUGUGCUCUUUGCUGCACUGCAGGAAGCACGCGUGAGAGAUUGUCCUAUCAUCAGAAUCGAAAAUUACACCAUAUAUUGCAACGAUGCUGAUGAGAACAAAACAGGUGACUGGCACAUCGAGGAGGACCCAAACGUGGACUACGAGAUACUGCUCAGAGGAUUACGAGCCUGUGCUGAACGUGCCUUGAAGCCGCGCACGACAAACUUGGAUCGAAUUUCGAAGACCACUAAGGAACUGUUGGAAAAAAGAAGGGCUUUGUGGCUUGAUCCGAAUGCAUCGCACAUUGAGCGUAAUAUUCCGCUAGCAGUCUUGCUGAGCGAAGACGGGACUCGCACGUCUUCUCGUCGUGAGAUGGAAAUCAUUACGGAGAGGUUCUACUCGAACCGUUCAUCAACUCCUGUGUCAAGCCCGAACAUCCUCACUGGCGAAGCUCCACCACGGAUUCUCCCUUCGGAAGUACGAGUCGCUAUCAAGAGCAUGAAACCUGGCACAGCCUCCGGACCUGACCUGAUUUUAUAUCAGCAGACUUUGUCCGGGCUUGUGACCAUCCGCUUCAUGUAA